CUCUCUCCAAUCCAAACAGAGCCAUGGAGGAAGAGCAACGCCUGGAGCUGAUCAACCUCGCCAUUAGAAGGCUAAUUGACGAAGAGAACAACAACAAAAAAUCCUCUGAUCGGAGCUCCGUCGGCGAUCGCGAUGAACCCGACGACCGGACUCUCCUCCGCAACUUACUCUCUCAGAUUGAAUCACUGAAAGAAGAAGCAGAAUCUGAGGAGGUAGAAUCUGCGGUAGAUACUUGGAAAACAAAAGCUAAAAAUUCUGUUAGAGAGGAAAUUGUUGAUGAUGAGUGUAGUAGUAGAGAAGAAAUUGUUAGAGAGCUGAAGAAGGUGAAGAGGCAAAACCUUGUAACUCACUGUCUUCUCUCAGUGAUGAUUGUGGUCACUGUUGUCUGGCAGCUUUCUGAGGUCUCCAUUAUCUUGAAUAUAAAAGAUAAAAUCAACCAUCCCUUUAGAUCCUUGGGCAGUUUUCUCUCAGGAAUUCUGAAACGCCCUAAAACCAUUGUUGAGAGUACAGAGAAGAAUUCAUCAAAACAAGACCAUGAUGAAACUGCAGUGCUUCCUCAUGUGGAAUUGCCAUAAUUUUGGAUUUGAUGGUGCAGAAAAUUGAUUGUUCUUAACCAUGAAAGGAGAUGGGGAACAGAGAGUGAGGUUUUCAAAUGCUGAUGAUGAAGAAACAGGGAGAGAUUUGCUUGGAGGAAUCCCCACCAUUGUGUAAUUAUUAAAUUUGUUUUGUUUUGGUGAAACUUUUUUGGCUUUGCAAUUUAGGGGUCAGAGAUUUAUUUUUGUGAUGUAAAGUUCACAAGAACAGAAUAAAGAGCCUUUUGAUCGUAACCCCUUUUUUUUUCUUCUCCUUUUGGGGAAAUGAGUGCUUAGUUUUCAAUUCCAUGUCUUUUGUUUGUUCUCUAUAUCUAAAAAAGUUGUUUUUGAAGUUUGCUUUAAA
Molecule: messenger RNA, 936 nt
Organism: Momordica charantia (bitter melon)
Lineage: Eukaryota; Viridiplantae; Streptophyta; Magnoliopsida; Cucurbitales; Cucurbitaceae
Source: RefSeq, a predicted model, not a curated record